UUUUAUAUUGUGGCCCUCUUAUUCCAUUUAAAAUCCUCCUUGUGUUAUGAUAAUUGGAUUAACAUCGAAUUAAGCCAUACCGUUGAUUUGGAAAAUCUGAACGUUUUUAGCUAUAGAGGAAAUGUUACUAUUGCAAAUUGGGAUAUUGGGUUAGCUAAAAUCUCUCAGGAACCUCUCACUGAUCAUCAACGAUCGAACCUUAGGGGUUUAGCAGAAAAACACCGCUUGUACAGACUAAAAGCAGAGGUCGCCUAUGCUAACGGAAAACGAAAAAUCUUCUUAAGUGCGUCGAGAGCAUGCAAUCUUAUUGGAGCCAAUUUAAACGAUGCGCUGUCUGUUUUUGUGGACAACAGUGGCUAUGUGAAUGCUGUUACGCUAUUAACAAUCGCUUCCGAUAAUUG
This is a messenger RNA of Rhagoletis pomonella (apple maggot), 401 nucleotides long. Its product is annotated as ER membrane protein complex subunit 10-like. Gene Ontology annotation, cellular component: EMC complex. NCBI's taxonomy places the organism in Eukaryota, Metazoa, Arthropoda, Insecta, Diptera, Tephritidae. The record is from RefSeq and is a predicted model, not a curated record.